Molecule: messenger RNA, 5454 nt
Organism: Chrysemys picta bellii (western painted turtle)
Lineage: Eukaryota; Metazoa; Chordata; Testudines; Emydidae
Source: RefSeq, a predicted model, not a curated record
GAGAGAGAGACAGGGAAGCUGCAGCACUGCUGCCAUCUAGAGGCAAUGAGUGGCAUGCGAUGGAAUGUGGGGGUUCCCGGCACAAUUCUAAUGUGGGAAGGGGCAACUAGAAACCACCCUUGUGCCUGUGUAGCUCUAAAGCAGCCCUGUAUCCGUCCAGGCGUGCAGUGAGCAUGUCGGAGAGCUAUAUGGCCUUUUCAGUGUAUGAUCCCAUGGCACACACAGCCAGUUGUUCAGACUGUGGAGGGGCUGGGGGUCCUGUAUCAGAGGGGUCUCUGUUUGGGAAGCACAUGCCCAUGGGGAAGCCCCUCAAAAGCUCAGAGCUGAGACUCCUUGGGCAGCUUGGGGCUUCUGCUCCCUGGUGGUGAUGAGGGUGCUUGUUGUGUGCAGAGCUGGGAUUCUGAAGGGAAGCCAGACUGUCGCUGUGUUGCACGGGGAAGGUCUGCUGUAUCAGCAACUGGCGGACCCUGUUGCAAGGCCCCAACCGCCAUUAUUUUAUAUAGAGACACCCGCUAAGAUCAGGGCCCCGUUGUGUUGCCGGGCGCUGCACACGCAGUAAGACCCAGCCCCAAGGAGCAUACAAUUGAAACAGUGGGUGGGAGAGGAAACGGGCACAGGCGAGUGAUGUGACCUGCCCAGGUCUCACAGCAGGGCAGUGACAGAUCUGGGGAUGGCACGCAGGGCUGGAGUUCCAGCCCAGGCCUGAUCCAGGACCAUGCUGCUCCCCAGAACUGAUGGAAACGGGAUCUGAAGCAGAGGGGUAAACAGGGGAGUGCUGGGGGUAAUUGCAGCCAGCAUCCUUGUAUGUAGUGGGCUAAAGUUUUGCUUCAAAUGCCUCUCACACAUGGAAGGGAUGAAAUUAACAUGAAGGGCAAGUCCAGGGGUGCCCUUUGAUGAUCUCCUUUCAGACAUACACCAUUGCACUGUGUCCCUCCUUUCCCCUCUGUUGGGAAGAACAGGGCACAGGGUGAGUGAGAAAUUUCUGACACACAUGCUUCCAUCACGGGAUGUUCCUGGCAGGCAGAGCUGGCCUCCAUGCACAUCCACAGGGUAUCGUCAGUGCUGGCUUCAGAUGUGGGCUGAGGGAGAAGAAGAUGAAGUAGGUCUGACCUUGUCUCAUUCAAUCCAGCAGGACUGGCUGAGUGGCGUCCUCAGCCUCCCAAUGGACAAGGGUGGCUGGGAUGUGGGAGAGGGCACGGUGCAUGACAGCACCACCUCCCGAGUAGCCUCAGGAGGAAUAAGAGAUUGAUGUGGGGGAGCAAGGGGUUCAGCUGUGGAUUUAUUACUCUGUCUUGCCAUCCUGGAUUUUCCAGGUUUGUAGGCUACCCAGGGCACUACAAGACCUUGCUUGGGAUCCGCAACGAGGACUGCGGGGCUGGCGGCUGUCUCAUUGAACUCGCCCAAGAGCUGCUGGUCAUCAUGGUGGGGAAACAAGUAAUUAACAACGUGCAGGAAAUCGUCAUCCCGAAGCUGAAAGGCUGGUGGCAGAAGUACAAGCUUCGAUCCAAAAAGAGGAAAAGCAAGGAGGCCCAAUUGGGCCUGGCGCAGCAGGUGCCCUGGGAGAGCAACUACGAGCUCCUGGUCUGUGAGGGGCUGUUUGACGAGUACCUGGAAAUGGUCCUGCAAUUUGGAUUCAUCACUAUCUUUGUGGCAGCUUGUCCUCUGGCGCCCCUUUUCGCCUUGCUCAACAACUGGGUGGAGAUCCGCCUGGAUGCACAGAAGUUUGUCUGCGAGUACCGUCGUCCUGUGGCUGAGCGGGCCCAGGGCAUUGGCAUCUGGUUUUAUAUCCUGGAGGUCAUCACCCACUUGGCUGUCAUCAGUAACGCCUUCUUGAUUGCCUUCACUUCAGACUUCUUGCCCCGGCUGUAUUAUCAGUACACCCGCGCCAGUGACCUGCAGGGUUAUGUUAAUUUCACCCUGGCGUAUGCUCCAAAGCACUUUGCCUCACAGCACAAUGUCACGUGCAGGUACCGUGCAUACAGGGAUGAGAGCGGAAGGUACUCGCUAACCUAUUGGAACCUACUAGCAAUUCGCCUGGGCUUUAUUAUAGUGUUUGAGCAUGUGGUUUUCUUUAUUGCUCGUCUGAUAGACCUGAUGGUGCCUGACAUUCCUGAGUCACUGCAGAUCAAGGUGAAGCGUGAACGUUAUCUGGCGAAGCAGGCACUGGCUGAGAACAAGGUCCUCUUUGAGAGAAAGGAAGUCAGAGCCACCUCCAGCACUAUGCAAACAGCACCCAAAGACUGGGAACGAGGUGGGACACAUGAAAACCAGGAGCCUACCCCACUGCAGACGACAACAUCUACACACACAUUAGCUGCUAGUCCGGAAGCUCAUCCUCAGCACCAGUUUGAGCCUGAAGCAGAAUCCCCAUGAAGUGCUGUUGACUCAGUUUUAAACACAAUAAAUGGUGACUGCUUCUAUGUGCGGGUGAAUGAAACUGAGUUCAGCCAUGGAGCAUGUGCUUUCUAGCACUCUCCUUUGGAAGAGAUGAACUCAACUUGGCUCUGACCCUAAGCUGGGCAGCUGUUGUAUAUAAGAAACGUUGCAGAGGAAUGAAUUAUUUUAGUGAAAUUUCAGAGUGGAGAAUUGUAAUUUCAUGGAUAAAUAAAGCACGCCAAUUAAUAGUACAGUGACAGGCAUACUUGAAUACCAGCUAAGUCCUUAGAGCCCUGCAGGUUAAACUAAAGUUGGAGCUGGCUGACUUUGGGGUUGGAAGAAAUUCCUUCUUGCUCUGAGCUAUGGUAGCAGACAGGUGGGCUGUAUGGCCCUCAGCUGGCAAGAGGAUGGUAGGUGGGAGAAGCAGUGCUUCAGGCUGAAAUGACACAAGUCUCACUGCUCCAGUGAGGUGGGAAGCAGCAAUUCAACAGGCCUGGCUCUUACACAGCUGCAGCACGGGCUCAAGGGAAGUCUAAACCAUAGCAUGUUGUCAGACAGGAGCAAGCCUAAUUUCCUCCCCCCUUCCUGUUACCAGAGAGAGGAAAUGUGGAGUUAUGCACUCUGUUCCCUUAGAGAGGAGAGCGGGGGAUAGGAGGGGAGAGCCUGGGCAGUAACUGGGGUUCUUUACAGUGGUAGGCAUGGAGAGGGGGCCCUGAGGGCACCCACUUCACUAGUGCUGGCCUUAAUACCUCUUCCUCCUUAGGACCUGCACUCUGGUAGGAUGACUGAGCCUGGGUAGUAGGUAAUAAAUCCAGACAGGGAACAACUGACACUUUAAGAUGACAGCUUAAGUCUGAAAGAACCUAUGAAGAUUAGGCCAGCCCCUGCCCGAAUGUACAUGGAGAAGCAAUCUCUUCACAAACCAUGGGCAGAGAAAUACAACACUCCAAGCUGUUUCAGGUUUUUAUUUUAGAAUUUAUAAAAUUCCAGUGUCAUCCAUACUCAUGAGCCUUUUUACAUGUUUGCAUAUAGUCUCCAAAUUCCAAAGUUAAGGCCAAGGGAUCAUUGCCAUGGAAACAUACACUAUGGAAGACGUUGAAAAUAAAGGAAAUGGAGCACAUACCAGAGCAUCUGCUACAGACUGAGGGGCAGCAGGAGACAGUACUAGGUACAAUCACUUCAUGACUUUUAGCAUGUAGGGGACCCUGAAUUUAAUUCAAGCCAAGCGGGGCAACUGAUGGGGGGGGAGGGGGUUGUUUUUUUUUGCGGAGGGGGGGGAAGAGAAGGAGGGAAGGCUUGAUAACCUCUAGAUAUACCCCUUCCCCAUCUGGGUUGUCUAGCCCUUUUCAAAGUCCCUUUAGCUGAAAAGGAGGGGAUUAGGGCACUACCCUCAUUUGGUCAGCCACCCCCCUUUAGACAUCUACCAUGGGGCUGAUAUGUGGUCAAGUUAGUCACCACUGCCUUUGCAUAGUUCUGGGACCUGGCUUGUUCAGUUGACCACAAUUCUCCACUUCACUGUAAGCAUCAGGACAUUUUGGUGUCUGACUUCUGGGCUAAGGUCCUCUUCCGAAGAGGGCUAGAGCAGAGGGGGUUGGGGAAAAGAAGAAAUGUCAGCAUUUCUAAGCCUCACUUUUAACACAGGUGCAGUGCUGGGAACAGCAAGAGAACUGGGGCCAGCCUUUCAACAUAAUGACCCUUGCCCCAGUCAGCAUUAUUGGGGAGAGACUGGAGACUUGCUUGCACAGGCGCUGAAGCAGUAGGGAAAUGGAGGUAGGAAAGGAGGAGACCCCACUCCCUCACCACACCAAACACAAUUUCUCUCUGGCCGAGUGAGCAGCUCACUAGAGAAGCCUCCUUUGAGCAAGCUGUGGCAGUGCUUAGGGUUCAGCAACUCAGGGACCAAGAUGCUAUGGUACUGAGCAUGGGAUUCACCACAUACAGUGGCAAGCCCUGGGCCUUAGUGCUCCCUGCACUCUUUGCCUCUGUGUACUUCAGAGCAGCUUGACUUUCUGUAGCUCAGAGCUGACAUGCAACCUGCCUCUCUUCCCUUCCCUGAAACCAAGCCCACCUUCUGGCUGAGUCCUACUGCUCUAAGGGGUGGGAGUAUGUUACACCGUAACUUGCUCUUAGUUUCACGCGCAUGUGAGUUUCCAACAGCUUCAUAUGCUGAUUGAUGCUCUUCGGCUCUCCCUGCACCCGGUGCAGAGAAUUCAGCUCUGGCCCCCACAGUGAGAUGAGCAGGUUAGCAUCAGUGCUGAUGCUCUAGACUAGGAGGCCACCCCCAGACUGGUUUUUGAGGUAGAAAGGCAAUAGCAAAUAGUGACAAAUUCCCUACCCCUUGUGUCCAAAUGCUGUCAGCAGGAGGGGGAAAAUUAUGUAGCUUCAGCAUUGCAGUUCCUAUCAGCUAGCUCCUGGGCCAUGUUAUCAUAGCAACCUGGGCUGACCCAAAUUCUGUUGCACCCCAUAAUACUGUCAUGUCCUGGCUCUGACCAGCUCUGCUGCUGUUGGGAAGAACAAACAGGGGAGAAAAGGGAACAGUGGGAAGUAGCUGUAUUUUUUACUCUCACAUGUUGGAAGACUCAUCAAGUGUGCAUGUGAGAAUCAAGGCUCUCAAUGCUACACAUGGACACGCUCAGUGUCACAUAUCACUUAAAGGCUUUUCUACUUGACCAGGGGAUCCCUUGUGUCACUGCUGGUCCCUUCCAGUGUCGUUGCUUCUACAGAUUAUUGUAUUGUUCCUUUAAAAGCAGUUUCUAAGCUUUAGACUUGUAGCUCACUCCCCACAUCCACUAUCACUGUUAGAUGGAUUUUUGGCAGUUCAAAGGAAAAGCUGAUUGCACUCUACAAUAGUAAGGUAAGGUCCAGGAUAAACACAAAGGAAAAAGGGCAAACGUUUUGGCUUUUAGAAAGUCAAGGAAAUUUAUUUCCUGAGGUCAUGAGACAGGAAGUUGAUUCCUAGCCACAGUAAAGGAGGUCUCCUAAUGAAGGUUGGAGUGCCUAGCAAGACAUGCUCAAGCUAUCUGAUCACUGUCACCACUUCGGUAGUUGUGAAGCUGACCAGAUGAAAGUCACUUAUGA